Molecule: messenger RNA, 2688 nt
Organism: Esox lucius (northern pike)
Lineage: Eukaryota; Metazoa; Chordata; Actinopteri; Esociformes; Esocidae
Product: atrial natriuretic peptide receptor 2
Exons: 23
Coding region: 50-2572 (840 amino acids)
Biological process (GO): intracellular signal transduction; cGMP biosynthetic process; protein phosphorylation
Molecular function (GO): guanylate cyclase activity; protein kinase activity; peptide receptor activity
Source: RefSeq, a predicted model, not a curated record
CGAGGAGAGAAUGGGCUUGGAGCUGCUUAUUCUUAAAUAACGGAUAAAUAUGAUUCAUAACAGCUGUUGGAGUCACUUUGUUCUGUGUGUGUUGGUGAGCUCGGUGGCCUGUUGGCACGAUCUGGACAACACAGAGUAUGACUGCUGGCCGUUGGAGAAACCUAACGAUCAGAACAUGAUUGACUGCGGAGGGUUAGAGAUGGCGUGGGUGGUUCGUCCACCAGGUAAGGUGGUCAGUGGGGAGGUGUUUAGUGUGACCUACUCAGUGACGGCCCGGGACAGCUUCUACCAGUGGGCUAUAAACAACAACGUGUUCCCAAAUAGUUCUAUCAGCUCGGCGGCAGCAGCGAAGAUGUUCUGCGAGAACCACGAUUGUCCUGUCAACUGGAAGGACGCCGAUGGAGAGAACUGCUGUAUCCACCAUGCUAACAUACACUCCUGUCCCCUGGAUUUCAUGACUACUGAGAGAAUAUGUGGGCCGUGGAUCCCAGAUGACGGUCGUAUAUUCACCCACACCCUAUCUACUGCUGGCAAGAUGACUCAAAUUAACUGGACCGCCAAGGUGGUUCUGGUCCAUGUUGGCGUGACGUCUCUCAUUGCUCAUAUCAGAGUGGGUCGGAUGCAGGUGGCUCUGGAGGCAACAAGCAAUGUGGUACCGGCCAUAGCUUCUCUCAAAGUAGCCAUCGGACUUCCAGUCACGAUAGUGAUGAUCAGCUUCGUCAUCCUCGCCAUGUGGUUUAAAUACCAGAAGCAGAGGCUGCUUUGGGAUGAGAGCUGGAUCAUCGACUUCAAUCAGAUCAAACAAGACCAGAUCGCCAGGACCACCAUGGGAAGUAUGAUGUCUGUUCCUAUGGCUAACAGCGACUCUAAUGCUAGCUGUGUGACCACGCUGAGCUCCGGCACGGCACAGGCUAACUCACGGAAACAACUCUUCACACACACCGGAAUAUACGAUGGGAGGUCAGUGGCCAUCAAAAGGAUUCAGACCAAGACCUUUUCCCUGUCCAAGACCAUCAGACAGGAAGUCAAACAAGUCAGGGAGCUGGACCACCCUAACCUGUGUAAGUUCCUAGGAGGUUGUGUUGAGGUUCCCAACGUAGCCAUCAUAACAGAGUACUGCCCUAAAGGGAGCCUGAACGACGUCCUGCUCAACGAAGAUGUUCCUCUCAACUGGGGAUUCAGGUUCUCCUUUGCCAAUGAUAUCGCCAGAGGAAUGUCUUACCUACACCAACACAAGAUCUGUCACGGACGACUCAAAUCACUGAACUGUGUUCUGGACGACCGCUGGGUUUGCAAGAUCACUGAUUACUGCCUGCCCACCUAUCGGAGGGAGGAUGCAGGAGAACCCCUGUCGUCCUAUCAGAUGAGACUUAGAGAAGUUUACAUGCCCCCGGAAUACCAGUCCUCCAAUCAGGAACCAACGCUGGCCGGGGACGUCUUUAGCUACUCUAUAAUCCUACUGGAGAUAGCCACCCGAAGUGACCCUGUACCUGUGGAGGAGAGCAGUUUAGAGAGUGCGUGGUGUCCUCCACUACCGGAGCUCAUCACCGGCAAGGCUGAAAACACCUGCCCCUGUCCUGCAGAUUACGUAGAGCUCAUCCGGAGAUGUCGCUCUCAUAUCCCCGCCCACCGGCCCACCUUCGAGCAGAUCAGGAAGUUUGUCUACCGGAUCAACCCCAACAAAGUCAGCCCUGUGGACAUGAUGAUGAACCUGAUGGAGAAGUAUAGCAAACACCUAGAGGUCCUGGUCGCAGAGAGGACCCAGGAUCUAAUGCACGAGAAACAGAAGACUGACCGACUGCUGUACAGUAUGCUCCCUAAGCAGGUAGCUGAUGAUCUGAGGCAGGGGAAACCGUUACAGGCCCAGAGCUACGUCAGCGCUACAGUCUUCUUCAGUGACAUCGUUGGGUUCACCCAGCUGUCCAGCACCAGUACUCCAUACCAGGUGGUUGACUUCCUCAACAAGCUCUACACAACCUUUGAUGACAUCAUCGACAACUAUGAUGUGUACAAGGUGGAGACCAUAGGAGAUGCCUACAUGGUUGUCUCAGGUGUCCCCAGGGAGAACGGGAUCCACCAUGCAGCAGAGAUCUCCAGCAUGGCGUUGGAUCUGGUGGACGUUUGCAAGACCUUCAGGAUCCCACAUAAACCAAACACACAACUACAGAUACGAGCCGGGAUUCAUUCAGGUCCGGUGGUAGCUGGUGUCGUGGGAACCAAGAUGCCUCGCUACUGUCUCUUCGGAGACACAGUCAACACUGCCUCCAGGAUGGAGUCAACCAGCGAGGCCCUGAAGAUCCAGGUCAGCUCGAGUACAUUCUACUUGCUUGAAGAGAUUGGAGGCUACCUGAUGCAAUGUAGAGGAAUGAUGCAAGUCAAGGGUAAAGGGGACAUGGUGACCUACUGGUUGGAGGGGAAGCAGCCACUCCAGACCUGUAAGGACCCUGGUGUGAAAGGCCCCAGCAUCAAGGUGGCCAACAAGAAGCCUGGGUCCAGUAUGUCGGUGCUGGAUGUGGACAGAGAAAGACAGAUGUAUGCCUCGAUCCCUGGGCUCCUCAACCAUGACCUUUAACCCCUAACUCUCUAUAACUUUAACCUCCCAACUCACUUCCUCCAAACACUUGCUUGUUCUCCAUCCAUCCCCUCUUCCCUCCCCCAGUCCCUUCCACCCUGUCUCCCUUCCCUCCC